Saccostrea cuccullata (small rock oyster) is the source of this 2136-nucleotide messenger RNA. RefSeq lists its product as uncharacterized. Lineage: Eukaryota; Metazoa; Mollusca; Bivalvia; Ostreida; Ostreidae. The record is from RefSeq and is a predicted model, not a curated record. Bases 57 to 2066 code for a protein of 669 amino acids. Gene Ontology annotation, cellular component: membrane. Gene Ontology annotation, molecular function: transmembrane transporter activity. The transcript has 11 exons. Gene Ontology annotation, biological process: monoatomic anion transport; transmembrane transport.
UAUGAAUUUGAUUUACAGAGAUAUGCACUUUUACGGAUGACAAAUUGAACAGGACAAUGGAUGCAGACAAAAAUGAGAAUGUUUCAAAGGAAAAAAGGAGAGGAUCAGUGUCUUUUACUACAAAUAAAGAAAUGUUUUCCAAGACAACUAUUGAUGUCAAUUCGCCUCACCACCAUCCAGAAGGACCCCUUGGCAAGUACCUCUCCUGCAGAUGGGUCGUGACAUACAUGUGUACUCUGGUGUUUGUGGUCGUGCCAAUGCUACAGAACUGUUUAUCGAUGGUCCUUGUCUGUAUGGAGUCGAACUACAAAGAAGCAACAAAUAUCUUAAAGCACAACCAAUCGAACACCAACAAUAUGACAGCGCCCGAGGAACAGAGUAUAUGGAACAUUAGACUUGAGGGUGACGUCAGAAGUCAGGUUCUAUCGGCGGAGUUUUACGCUUUACCGUUUACACCUCUGAUUGGUGGAUACUUAUCUGGAAGAUUUAGCGCCAAAAAGGUCGUGAUGGUUAUACUGCUCCUAAUGGCCGCCUCUUCAUCUGCCACGCCAAUAGUAUUAACCAUUAAUCCCUACAUAGGAAUCGGGCUUAGAUGCAUGGUUGGCCUUUCUUUUGGUGGAUUACAAGCUAGCCUCACAGAAUUGUUGUCAAAGUGGGCCCCACUGAAGGAACGAGCGCAAAUUGUCUCUACUGCCGUGGCAGGAUUAUUUCUAAGCUUCAUAUUGAAUUAUUCGACUUCUGGUUUUAUCUGCACCAUCCCAGUACAAAAUGGAUGGCCGCUAAUCAUGUACAUCUUUAGUGCAUCUAACCUUUUGAUGAUAAUCCCCUGGUUUUUCUUGGUCUAUGAUAGUCCAUACGAACACCCUCGUAUCUCACCAUCAGAAAUAGAAAUAAUUCGACAUCGAAGACGUGACAGUACAGUAGCUAAAAUGCCACAUCCACCAUGGUUCGACAUUCUCAGAUCGGGACCUUUCUGGGGAAUACUUGUCUGUCAACUCGGCUACGGGUUCCUCUCUACAACCACUGGUACUUUCGUACCUCUGUACCUGAAUGAUGUUCUGAAAUUCGAUGUCACUUCGAACGGUUUAUUGUCCUCCCUGCCCCCUAUUGCCCGCCUCUUUUCGUGUCUUGGGGGAGGCCAUGUCGCUGAUCUUCUCAUCGCUCGAGGAAUUCUCUCAACCACUGCUGUCAGAAAACUCUUCCUAACAACAGGUAACGUGUUGUCUGUUCCAUUCUUAAUUGGUCUAAGUUACAUGGACAGCUCCCAGGCGAGCUAUGCUGUCCUCCUGCUUGUCAUCUUCUGGUUUAUUCAGGCUCUCAAUACCAGCAGCCUCCGUGUCAAUGUGAUCGACAUAGCACCAAGGUUUGCUGGUGUGUUGACAGGCAUGUCAGUUACCGUUUUACAUAUAGCAGCCAUGUUGUCCCCCAUCGUUACCUUUGAGCUUACCAAAAACAGAACCCAGGAAGAAUGGCAAAUCGUGUUCUUCAUUUGCGCCAGUUUGUCUGUAUUCAGUGCUUUCAUGUUCCUCUUCCUCGGUAGUGGGGAUGAACAGUCUUGGGCAAAAGAUCCUUCAUUGGAAGAGGAAAUUACUGUUGGUGACCCAGUCAAACAGCCUUCGGAGUCAGAUAUGGAAUAUAAAAGCAAGAAUAAGAUAAAUGGACACGCGAUUGAAAAUCACGUUAAUGAAAGGGCGACUAUUGAGAUUGGCAUAGAUACGGAUCAGAAGAUGAUGCAUUGGAAUGGACAAGAUACGUCUAAAUUCGUUUCUCAAGGUGUGCAGGUAAACAAAGAAUACCUUGGAAUCGAUGAAAUAGUCAAAAAUCGGACGUUCCAGACUUCAAACAAUCUAGAAGAGUGUUCCUCUGGUGGGGUAAUCAACAUCGCUUUUGUUGGUGAGGAUGAUAAAACCGUCAGCCAAGAAAGUGAAAUUCAUCCGCCUGGAAUCGGAAUGUACUCAAAAGAAACGGUUGGGUUGCAAAAAAGAAUUAAAGAACCUUAUCAUGAUAAAUUCAAAAAUAGUCAUGAAAUAGCAAUUCCGAACGAAAGUGAAGUAACCAUGCUGUAAUGUUUUCAAUCACAUAGGUCUAAGAUAACUUGUUUGUAGAAAUAAAAUAAACCAUAAUCUACAGUAUGUC